AUGGCUGAUAUAUUGUCAUUAAAAGUAGCCUUUAUUGAAUUCAUUGAAAAAUUACUGCCUUCGAUAUCAGAUCCGAUGUCAAUUACAUAAUAAAAAUGCUAAUUGCUCAUAAAACUCCUUCAAGACCAAGCAAAGACAAUUUCGGAUGUUUGUUUGUUUAUUUAAAACUUCAAAAUAGGCCAUAUGAAACCCUCUAAUUAGAAUGGUUAAGAGGAGGAAAAAUCAAAAUCUCCAACCAAAACAAAACAAACAGAUCAUGAGCUGUUCUAGCCAGAAUCAUAUUUUAGGUUAAACCUUCCUAAUAAAGACUUAAUAAUAAAGAAGUCUGGUCACAAGUAUGGUGAAUUAAAAGAAAAAAAUAACAAUGUUGAAUAAAUUGAAGGCCAAACAGAAGACACAUCAACGCCUCUCAAAUUUGGAAUUGAUAAAUUGAAAAAAACCCCAAAAUCUACUUCUACCUUGAAUACGUUCUUCUAAUAAGUCAAAGGAUUUUCAAUAGUUUCAAGAGAAUACCUUAUUGAUGAUCUACAAUCAUGCAUGAAAGAAUUUAGAAGACACACUAAAAUCAUGGGUUGCAUAGAGCAAAGGUCCUUUGAGGUAAACAGUGGUGAAAUUUCGGAAGCAGAUAAAAAACUACAUAAUUAAAACUAUAAUUUUACUAGUUAUACCAAACAAGUUGAACGAUAAAAAUCUUUUAAAAAAAUGAGCAUAUUUGAACAAAAGAAAAACCCAGAACCAAACAUCCUCAAGUAAAAUAAUGAGCAAUUAUUACCUACAUAGAAUGCAACACCAAUUUAGACUACACCCUCUCUAUAAAAAGUUUAAGAAUCAAAGAAUAUAGAUGUUCAAUAACCAUACACUGCUCGCACAUAUUAACAUUCCAAAACAACAUUAUAUUCUUAAAGAGCUUAGCAGAGAAGAAAUGAAUAAUAAGCAAUGUUGAAUUAACAGGUUACAACUUAAUAAAAUAACGAAUAACUUAACAACCCAAACUAGUAAAAUAAUAGAAUAGAUAAUUAAGAUCAAAAUAAAAAAUUCUAAGCUUCUCCGCUCUCUGAAGAAUCAACUAGUAAUGGAACCCCAGAAAUUGUCAAAGUAGGCACUGUUACAUCAGCACAAUAGACAAAUAAACGAUCUAUUAAUGAUAAUGUUUCUCUAAAUACACAAAUAAAUUCUCUUCCAAUUUCCCCAAUACUGAACAAUAAUAAAUUUCCUAUUGAAUCUACUUAAUCUUAAACUCACUCAAGAGAAUAAUCAACCAAUGAAGGUAUUAAAGUUGAUUAGAAUUAAUAACUAUCCUAUAGAAACACUUAUACAAGAUUUAAUUACACAUAAUAAAGAUUAUAGUAUGCUAGAGGGAAUCUCAUUUCAAAUAAUUAAAAAGGUUCGACUAAUUAAAACGUAGAUGACAAAAAUAUAGAAGUUAGGAUAGAUACAAAAUAAUUGGAUUCAAACUAUUGAUUAUAAUGUUCGUUUAUAAUUUAAUAAAUUUUUCACAAUAUUUUA
Molecule: messenger RNA, 1506 nt
Organism: Paramecium tetraurelia
Lineage: Eukaryota; Ciliophora; Oligohymenophorea; Peniculida; Parameciidae
Exons: 3
Source: RefSeq, a predicted model, not a curated record